CUGGCGCCCUCUGUCUGCCGCCAACCUUCCUUGCCGGCUGGUCGUGGUCACUGAGGUCCGUGCAUGAUCGCUGAGCGAAAUCCACAAGAAAGAUCGUAACUGGCCAAAUUUUUUCGUGUCUGACGUAUGUAAAUAGGCCUAAAUGCAUUAUUGUGUGCAUUUAAUGUUGCAUCACAACGAUCAGUUACUGAAGUUACUGUCGACCCUCGGAAACUGUGCAUGAUGAUGAUGUACGCAGGGUGCGCCGCGCCCUCUACAAUUAUAAUUACAAACACGCACAGAACAGAAGAACGAAAAUUAUUCAAGGUGGGCGGGGCAGACGACCGGCCGUAUAAGGUGGCUUGUCCACCUUCCUCCAUGGCCAGACCUAGUAUCAAUACCGUCAGCAAGUGCGUCAUUGACAUUGUCCGACUGUGACCACCGUGAGUGUGAACUUCAAGAACAAGGGUCAUCUGCUGAGUGCCGCGAUGCCCUUUAAACGAGAGGACAGAAUGGAACUGAAAAUCAUGCUGGAAGGAGAUGAAGGAGUGGGCAAAACCUGCCUCUCUAUCUCUUAUCACCAAGGCUUCUUUCCCCGUGGUUACAUCACCAUAAAUUUUGGCUACUGUUCAUUUGAAGCUUUACUUGCGGGGAAGACUUUCAAGCAUAUGAUUGCGGACGUAUCUUCAGGGGGAGAAGAUAUGGAUCGUCUGCGCCAUUUUAACUAUCCAGAAACCGACCUCUUUCUGAUGUGUUUUUCAGUGGAGCGCCGGUCUUCCUUUGAACACAUUGAAUCAAGAUGGCUGCCAGAGAUCCGUCACCACAUGCCCACAACUCCCAUCCUUCUUGUGGCCACAAAGAUAGACCUUCGUGGGAGUUCUCAGCAUAGUUGUGUCACAUUUGACGAGGGCUUGAAAUUGGCAAAGAAACACAAUUGGCCAUACAUAGAGACGAGUGCACUCCUUCACCGUAAUGAGAGAAAUCAGUUAUCCAUGUCAUGUUCUCCAGACGCCUUCAUUUGGUCCUAUCCUCUGAACCAUGAGGAAGUGGAUGUUUUCCACCUGUAUUUCUCUGUUCAUAGCAGAACUUCCCUGAUGAAUGUUGAAACGAGAUGGGUUCCAGAGAUCCGCCAUGCCAUGCCUGGGGUUCCAAUCCUCCUGGUCGCAAAAAACAUAGAUCCUCCUUGGAGUUCCAAUCGCACCCGUGUGGUUACAUAUGAGGAGGGCUUGAAGAUGGCUCAGAAACUCAACGUGGAAUACACUGAGAUGACAGGGCAGCUGAACUUAAAUGCGGAAGAAUGCUUCGAGAAAGCAGCUUACAUCGGUGAAGAAGUAAGGACACAAAACAUGCCAAAGAAGAAGAAAGGUUUCUUUGGUUUCAGAGAGAGAAAGCCCAAGCCCCGCCCACCUGAAGUACCCCCAGUAGAUGAAGCCCCUCGGAUUGAAAUCCAAACCUCAACCAUCGCAGACGACUUUGGCAAGGCAUUGGAACAGUCUGCUUUCUCUGACGUCGUCUUCAUCGUUGAAGGGAAGAGCAUCUUGGCUCACAAAGUGGUGCUAUGUAGUGCCUCCAACUUCUUCUGUUGUGUGUUUGGCCUGGACCCACCAGACCAGGAUACAGCCAGCCAUCCUUCCUUCUUGAACUUCACCCAGAAGGAUAUCAACCAGGGCAAGAUUACCGGUUUAGCUGGUAUCCUUGAUGAAGUGACCCCAGAGGGCAGUCUGCUUGAGACAGCAAAGACCCAGGUGACAAUCAGUGUAGACAUCUCUUACAAGACUUUCCGCUAUGUCUUGGAGUUUCUGUACACAGGCCUUCCCAGCAUCACAGAUGGGACCAGCACAGAGGACCUCAUGGCUUUACAGAAAGCAUCCAAUACAUUCUCCUUGCCUAUGCUGGACAGCAUCGUCAAGAACCUACAGAAUGAUGGAAAGUUCCUGAAUCCUAGCAUUGGAACCUACCUGAAUGACCAGACAGGACAGAGGGCCAAGUGGUUGUUCCUGAACAGACAGACAUUGUCUGAUAUCCGAUUCAAAGUUGAAGACACAACGGUCCAUGCUCACAAGGUGAUACUGACAUCUCGCUGUGGGUUUAUGAAUGGAAUGUUCAGCGGAGACUUCACUGAAAGCAGCCAAGAUGAGAUUAGAAUUGAAGACGUGAGUCUGGAGUGUUUCUUGGCCCUCCUGGAGUACCUGUACACUGACCACGCCCCUAUAGAGGAGGGUGAUGCCGUAGGGAUCCUUGUAGCUGCUGAUUGGUAUGGCCCAGAUCGACUGAGAAAUCUCUGUGAGCUGUACAUCUCCAAGGGGGUAGAUGUGACAGACAAACAUGUGGAUGUCAUUGGACUGUUGCAUACAGCCCAGAUAUACAAUGCCAGUCAGCUUGCCCAGUGGUGCCUUGAUCUCAUUUCCCGUAACUUUGUGGCCUUCCAGCAGCGGGCGGAGUUUAAGAAGCUGAAGGGGGAGAACCUGAAAUAUGUCACUGAGAACCGCUGGCCUCCUGUGAGCUACCUGGAGGAGCUGGAGAAAUACAAGGCUGAAUGGGGGAAGAAAGGGGACAGAGUAUGAAAAGGGAAAGUGGAAUAGUUUGAGUGAUGCAUAGUCUUUAAGAAGGUGCAAAUAAAUCUUCCUGCAUGUUGUGUAUGGAAAAAAUUCAGCCUACACCGCUAGUUUGUCGAACCAGAUAAGUUAAUAAUUAUAGAGUUAUAUAUUUUCAAUACUUUUGUGAGUGUGUGUUGUUAUAUAGUUUAAACAAACACUUGUCCUAUUGUGGAAGUUUAAUAUUUGUUACAUCUUGAAAACUAUAUAGUAGAAACGAUCAAUUUGUUUUAAUACAAGAAGUGCAAUGACUUUGUGUCUUUAUAUGCAUGGUGCCGUGCUGGUGCAGGAAGCAAGGGUAAUGCAUAUUAUAUAAUGUUAUGGUACAUGUAGAGGACAGAUGUUGAUGUAAAUGUGAAAGUACAAAUAUAAAAUCAUCCCGUCCCCCAAAAUGAUGUUAUACUGUGUCCCAGGUGUCAGUGCUUUCAAUUCCUCUAAAAUUAAAAAAAAAUAGCCCUGUGGAGAGGGCCGCCAAGCUUCCCUGUGCCCCCCCAUGGCCAGUUCUGGAUACCCCAUUAGUCUGUUGCUAUCUUAUGCGUAUUUACUUAUAUUUACAAAUAUUUACUUUUUGGAAAUUUGAGAGGGGGCCCUGCCACUAUAGCCUGGGCAGUUCAUACAGUUAACCAGCUGAGGGAAUAUUUAUGUCUUUAAAGGAUCCAUAGUAUGAAUUUUUCUUGGAAUCACUUUUGUGUAUCUCUGUAUACUUCUUAAAUGUAUGAGGACUGUUUGACCUUUUUUUUUUGAGAUACAUAAACUCAAAAGUGCACUUUUCCAAACUGAUUAUCUGGACAAGUGAGGGAGCUUUUCCUUUGAUGUAAAUCAAGGAAAGCACGGUUCAGUUUGCACAGUUCAUGUUCAAAUUGUGAACUCUAAACUUAAUAUGAAAAUGUUGUUUGCUUGCUUAUUGCCAUAUACUUACACAGCAAUAAAUUGCCAAAGGCAAAUCUACGACAGCAGUGUUUAAAACAAAUCUAGAAAUGUUCGGUGCCUUGGAUGACAUAGUUUGCUCAUGAAUAUGCAAACCAUUAGCAUAAAAACCUAAAAAGCUCCAAAAU
Messenger RNA from Acanthaster planci (crown-of-thorns starfish), 3628 nucleotides. Its product is annotated as rho-related protein racA-like. Gene Ontology annotation, molecular function: GTPase activity; GTP binding; protein binding. NCBI's taxonomy places the organism in Eukaryota, Metazoa, Echinodermata, Asteroidea, Valvatida, Acanthasteridae. The record is from RefSeq and is a predicted model, not a curated record. Gene Ontology annotation, biological process: small GTPase-mediated signal transduction.